AUGCAGGCAUAUCGCGCUCUUUCUCAGAUUUACCACUUACUUAUUUUAGCGUGCUUCUCGCCGGGACUCAAAUGCACUCCACAAGCGCCAAAACAGCCGUUAUUUUUGUCAACCAGUCACCAAGCCCGACAAGCCCAGGAGCACAUUCUCCGAACCCUCUCUGCGUAUCGCCUUCACAUCCGCACAUCCGCACAUCUACGCCCACACUCACACCCAUCUCCACAUCCUGAUGCCCCUCGAUCCGCCACGGCACUCCAACAGGCCCACGGUAGACAUCACAUGCUUUUGCCGCACAUUCUCCCAGCAGAUGAUCUUUCGUUUCAUUCAGCAAGCUUUAGUGUCUUUCGCUGUGAAGCUGCUGGUAUAUCACCAACUAGACAGUAA
Protopolystoma xenopodis is the source of this 384-nucleotide messenger RNA. Lineage: Eukaryota; Metazoa; Platyhelminthes; Monogenea; Polystomatidea; Polystomatidae. The record is from the annotation of a GenBank genome assembly.